AGCUCCGCUGGGGGCGGGGCCAGCCCACAGAGGAGUGACUGGAUUUUUUUAAAAAGUAGUUUCUCCCUACGGUUGGACCGGGACUGUGGCGGCUGGUUUCUGGCUCAGUCCGCGCGGAGACGGAACCGUUUGUUUGGACCCGACAAGCGAAGAAGACGACGGAGCCGGAGGAGGCGAAGGAGCGCGCGCGCGCGGCUGAAGACGGAAGAAAGUGCCGAGUGUUGAUGCGGAAAAUACCUGCCGAAAACGACGCCGCCUGACCUUCUCUUGAAGCCCCUCGGUGUGGUGUGACCCACCUGACCUUUCAGUGAGGAUGGUGAUGGAGGAGGGGGCCCAGAGAGACAGGGGCAGGGGCGACCCCGCCAGAGUGGAGGGGCGGCAGAUAUUUGUGGAGUUGGCGGAUCAGAACCUGGACACCAUCUGUCUGUCAACGUAUCGGACCGCUUGCAAGCUGAGAUUCAUCCAGAAGAGAUGCAAGUUGCACCUGAUCAACAUCUACAACGUGAUCGAGGCGGUGCGGGACGCUGGUCUGAACGCCGUGGAGCUGCACGCUGGCAUCUCCACGCUCCGACUGGAGAACCUGGUGUCUUCUCUGUUUGUCCAGCUGAGCAAACGUCUGCCCACCACCUUCACCAUCAACCCUCGAGAGUGCGCCGUCCUGCUGGUGGAGUUCAUCCUGGCCGCUGUGGACAGUGACCCGGAGAGCCGGCUGACGGUUCUGACCGUGAAGGCCACGCUGGCCCUGCUGUGCGGAGGGAACCUGUUCGACAAACUCCACUACGUGUUUUCCCAGAUUUCCGACUCCAACGGCGUAUUGUCGCUCUCCAAACUGGACACUUUCCUGCGAGAGGCGCUCAAGCUGCCGACUGUCGUAAGCGAAGGGCCGUCCUUUGGCUACAGUCCCACGCUGGCGCGCUCCUUCUUCCCACAGCAGAAACGAGUGACGCUCAACAUGUUCCUGGACAUUGUGGACGACCCCCCGAGCUGCCUGGUGUGGCUGCCUUUGAUGCACCGCAUGGCCAACGUGGAGCACGUCUACCACCCGGUGUCGUGCUCCUACUGUCGAGGGAACGGCAUGAUGGGCUUCCGCUAUCGAUGCCUGCGCUGCCGUAACUACCAGCUCUGUCAGAACUGCUUCUGGAGAGGGAACAUCAGCGGCUCCCACACCAACCAGCACCAGAUGAAGGAGUAUCUGUCCUGGAAGUCCUCAGCGACUAAACUGGGUCGAGCCCUGAGCCGGACUCUGGGCUGCGUCUCCUCCAGAGAGCCCUCCCACCCAGUGUACCCCGAGGAACCUGAGAGGACCCUGAACAUGGCCAACAUCGUGCCGUCCCAGCCCUCUGUGAGCUCCGGGGACGCCAUGGUGAUGUCUGCCUCGCUCCCUGAAUCCUCCAAAAGUUUGGCGGCUGCCCAGCGGAUGAAUGAAGAACACGCUCUGAUCGCGGCGUACGUGAACCGUCUGCAGAGCAGCCCACGCGCCGACACUCCCAGCAGACAAGACGAGGAGCACCAACUCAUCGCUCGCUACACGUCGCGGCUGGCUGAGACCGAGGGCUCCGGGGUGAUUCCCAACCGCAGCAUCAACUUCGACAUCAACAAACAGAAGCGUGAGCUGAUCGCCCAGCUGGAGAGGAAGAACAGAGAGAUUUUGGCAGAGAUCAAGCGGCUGCGAGUGGAACACGACGCGGCAUGUCAGUCCAGUCCAGAGAAGGGCAGCACCAACCCAGCGCUCCUGGCCGAGCUGCGGCAGCUGAGGCAGAGGAAGGACGAGCUGGAGCAGAGGAUGUCGACGCUGCAGGAGAGCAGGCGAGAACUCAUGGUGCAGCUGGAGGGGCUGAUGAAGCUGCUGAAGGACGAGGAACAGCGACAGGCAGCUCAGGCCGCCGGCUCCUCUCAGGCGUCUCCGUCUCGGCCGAGUCCCUCCGCUGUCCGCUCGGUGGGCUCAGCCUCGCCACACGUGCACGCCUAUCACCCCCAGGACUCCCUGGCUGGGGUGGGGGGGGACGUGCAGGAGGCCUUCGCUCAAGGCUCCCGGAGGAACUUGAGGAACGACCUGCUGGUGGCUGCCGACUCCAUCACCAACACAGUGUCCUCUCUGGUCAAAGAACUCCACUCUGAUGAAGGUCGAGAGGAAGAGGAGCGCCUGCUGAACGGGAAGGACAGAGCAGGUUAAGGUGACGCGCGGCCUCAGAGCGGAGGGCCCGGUCGUUCUACCAAAGAGGAGUUUUCACGAGGAAGGUUCAGGUUCGGCCGCUUGGACGGAUGGUCGACGAUGCUGGACACCAAACGCCCGCCGGCGCUUUGCUGACGUGUAGCUGUGAUUCUUUCUGUCGCGUCACUGUUUGCGAUGGCGCUUAGCUAAACAGACCUGCUGAUUUGUUUUUUCGUGUUUGCAUGAGCGCAUGUUUGAGAUUGUCAAGGUCACGGAAGGUCGAGAAAGUGAGAGGGAUUGAGUGGUGGAGGUGCAGGGAGAAGCUAAUAGAACGGAAGCGGAAGUCGAGGAGUUGCAGCUAAAAGUUUUGCCACCGUGUGCUUGUUAUUUAUUGAUUGAUUGAUUGGUUGUUGUUGUUGUUGUUCACUCGCUGUGUGAGUGCAGUUGGGCCCUGCUGAGAUGAAGGUCCUGCUGUGUCACGCUGAGGUCGGUCACCUCCCAGAGGGUUCAGUGUCGCCCACUUGUGGAUUGAGGAGCUUCCUGCAGCAGACUCAGAGCUGUUCUGCCUGUGAGUCUGGUUGCAGUGUGAGGUCUGGACGUUUGGUCCGCUCCAGCCGCGCUCACCUCCUGGUGCUGAAGUGGGCCGACACUAAAUCCCUGUGUGUGUGUGUGUGUGUGUGUGUGUGUGUGUGUGUGCGUGUGUGUGUGUGUGUGUGCGUGUGUGCGUGCGUGUGUGCGUGUGUGCGUGCGCGUGUGUGUUUGAUGAUCGCUCGGUUACAAAGUGUCACUCAGCUUGUGUGAGGCUCACUGUCCAUCCUUUCACCCACUACUGAUGACAGAGUGAACCCCUGAAAUGAAGACGGGAAAACGCCUACCGCUCUUGUUUGACUGAAAUAAAUAACAUUGAACUGAAUAUGUUUCACUUUUUACUGGGCCCUGAAUGCAACGUCACGAUGUCAUCUAAAGGUCAAUGAAGGUCAAACUGACGAGGUGAACUUGAGUCACUUUUUUUUUUUAAGACACUAAUAUUCAGUUUAUCAUCAUCCAACCGUCAGUCAAUCUUGUUUAGUAGUCAUACAAUACUUUCUCUGGAAUCUAAAUAUCUUUGAGAUUAUUACAGUAUUUUGAAAUAUUUCAAGAACGCCACAAGUGAAAUGAUCUAAGAAUGAUGUUCUACAUAGCAAUCAUUUACAUCGGUAUAUGUUAGAGAGAUGAAUAAUUGUGAAUAACAUUUUAAUAUUAAAUACAAUAGUAAUGAUAUAAUGUUUUCAUGGGUACACUUUGUAUGAACAAAUGUUUU
Messenger RNA from Synchiropus splendidus (mandarinfish), 3452 nucleotides. It is a transcript of the gene dtnba, whose product is annotated as dystrobrevin, beta a. Lineage: Eukaryota; Metazoa; Chordata; Actinopteri; Syngnathiformes; Callionymidae. The transcript has 22 exons. Gene Ontology annotation, molecular function: zinc ion binding. Gene Ontology annotation, biological process: synaptic signaling. The record is from RefSeq and is a predicted model, not a curated record. Gene Ontology annotation, cellular component: plasma membrane; synapse. The coding region runs from base 314 to 2173 and encodes 619 amino acids.